GGGAACUCUACGACCGCAAUCAACUUGUGAAUUUCCCUCUGUUGGUUAACAGUGACUUGUUGCCUUGUUUCAUUUUUUUGAUUUUUAGCUUUGCUUGAACAAAAACUCAUUGGUAUCUUAAGGCAUCUUCCUCUCCUUCAACCCUUUUUCAGUUCAUCUACCUCUUUCCUUUCUUUCUUUUUCUUCCUUACUUUUCGUCUUGUAUAUACAAUCUAUAUAUCCUUAUGCAUUAUCGACUCUUACUGUGGCUUUCUCUAUGGUAUGCAACAGUCUCCAUUGCUCACUCACAUGCUCUUCCGCAUAAACGGGAUCAUGCGAAUCGUGCCUAUUACACCAUCUAUACCUCCUCUGGCGAUGCCGAAGCAGCGGAACUAGUGGCCCGUCAACUCAAUGCACGAUUCGAAGGCCGUGUGGGUGAGCUGGAGCAAUACUACUGGAUCAGUACGCCGCAUCGACGGAAACGCGACGACCAUAGCAGUGACGAUACACUGCUAGCUCAGUUUCACGCUUUGCGAAAUACUGCGUUAAGGAAAAGAGAUAACACAGCGUUCCAUCGCGUGGAUUUCCUGGAGCAGCAGAUACCCCGUCGUCGCUUAUACAAACGUGGGGUGGUGCCAAGAAUGGCUAAACGGCAGGAUGAAGAGCCGCUUGUACCGCCUGUGACCGAAAAUACGUUUGAGGAACAAAAAGUGAACGAAAAGAUGGUGUUAUCGACCAAGACGAUGCUCAAUCAACCCGGCGGAUAUGAAGCGCUGAAGGCAGCGUUAGGGAUUGCGGAUCCUGGCUUUGAUAAUCAAUGGCAUUUGAUCAAUCGCCAGCAGCAAGGCUACGAUCUCAACGUCACCGGCGUAUGGAGUCAAGGAAUUACUGGUAAAAACGUCGUGGUGGCGAUUUUGGACGACGGGUUAGACAUGGACAGUGACGAUCUCAAGGAUAAUUUUUUUGCCUUGGGAUCUUACGAUUUCAACGACCAUACUGAAUUACCUAAACCGAGAUUGUCGGAUGAUAAUCAUGGCACGCGAUGUGCAGGAGAGAUCGCGGCCAUGAAGAAUGAUGUAUGUGGAGUGGGAGUGGCGUAUGAAGCCAAAGUAGCAGGCAUUCGUAUUUUAUCAGCGGACAUUACUGAUGCGGACGAAGCCGAAGCUCUCAAUUACAAGUAUCAAGAUAAUCAUAUUUAUUCCUGUUCUUGGGGACCGCCCGACCAGGGAGAAGUAGCCGAAGCACCGCAGGGGAUUGUGCUGAACGCUAUCAAGAAUGGGAUUGAAAAGGGCCGUAAUGGUACCGGUACCAUUUUCGUUUUUGCUUCUGGCAACGGAGGGGCCAACGAUGACAAUUGCAAUUUCGACGGAUACACCAAUAGUUUGUACACGAUUACGGUCGGCGCGAUUGAUCGCAUGAAUCACCAUCCUUAUUACGCUGAGCAAUGCUCAGCCCAGUUAACUGUCACUUACUCUAGUGGUAGCGGGGGCUAUGUUUACACAACCGAUGUAGGACAGAAUAAAUGCGCCGAUCGUCAUGGUGGAACAUCAGCCGCCGCACCGUUGGCGGCGGGUGUGUUUGCUCUAGUGCUGUCGGUACGACCUGAUCUGACCUGGCGUGAUAUGCAACGACUUUGUGUAGAAACGUCGAUUCCCGUUUCCAGGGACGACGACGACUGGGCCCUGCUACCUUCGGGACGCAUGUACAAUCACAAGUUUGGUUACGGACGGCUCGACGCAUACGCCAUUGUGGAAGCCGCGAAAACCUUUCAGAGUAUGCGACCCCAGACCCAUCUUUCGAUCACAAUGCCACAAGCGGAGAAGCUCGACAUUCCCGAUUUGACUGAUCUUAACAAUGGCGUUGAUAAAUCGGCAGCGUUAACAAGCACACUGACAGUGACGCAGGAAAUGGUGGAUCAAGUUGGUUUGGAUCAUCUGGAACAUGUAACAGCUACGGUCACGAUCGAGCAUGGACGACGCGGUGAUCUUGAAAUUCUCCUAGAAAGUCCCAAUCAUGUCAUCAGUCAAUUAGGCGCUCCACGCAAAUUUGAUCUCAGUACAGAUGGUCUCAAAGAUUGGACAUUUAUGAGUGUCAAGCAUUGGGACGAAAACCCGGUGGGUAACUGGACCCUGAGGAUUGUGGAUGGGAAAAAUCCACAAUACACGGGCAAGUUCAUCAAUUGGACACUGGGGCUCUGGGGUGAAAUGACGGUGGAGUUCCAUCAAGGACAGACGGGCAACGACACCAGUCUCCAUGACGAACCGGACCUCAAAGCUUCCUCUUUUGAAGAUGACAAAGCUUCAUCCUCAACGACCACGUCGCCGUUGAUGCCAACGUAUUCUGCUCCAGUGAGCGAAAAUACCGCAGCCGAGAUCUUAUCGAACGCCAACACCACUGUGAGCGUGUGGGAUGAAAUUGAAGGAUCGACAUUCGACAACAAUUCCUACAAAAAUAGCGAAAGCAAAGUGGAUAACACCUUCUUUGUGUAUACCUUGGUGGUGCUGUUCUUGGCCGUGAGUGUGGCAGGAACAGCGUAUGUGGUUCGUCGACAUGUGAUGGGACCCGGAGCUGCCACCGCAACUACACAAUAUACGAGUGCGUCUCAGCAGGAUCCGGAUCGAUACGAAUUUGACGUAUUACGACAGGGACGUCGUCUGGAAAGAGUAUCUGAAGAGGAGGAAGAUGAUGACAGCCGAGGGGAAGGAUCCGGUCGACCAAGUGGGGUCACAAGUCCCAUGUUGAAACGGGCCGAUAUCAAAGGAAAAGGCAAAAUGGUGUUCCGAUCACCGCCACAAAGCGAUUCCUCGGCUUAUGAUACUGAUAGCUAGUCGCCGCCUUUUCAUUCUGGAUACAUCAUGAUUUGUUUGUUUUCAUUCCCGGUUCAUUCACUGUUUUUUUAAUUUUUCAUUACUCUUCUUGUAAAUUUUUUUUGCUAAAGAUCUAAAGCGCUAUAUUACAGAUACCAUGGUUUUUAUACCAUACAUAUGAG
Messenger RNA from Radiomyces spectabilis, 2968 nucleotides. RefSeq names its product peptidase S8/S53 domain-containing protein. Gene Ontology annotation, cellular component: trans-Golgi network; Golgi membrane. Gene Ontology annotation, biological process: protein processing. Gene Ontology annotation, molecular function: serine-type endopeptidase activity. NCBI's taxonomy places the organism in Eukaryota, Fungi, Mucoromycota, Mucoromycetes, Mucorales, Radiomycetaceae. The coding region runs from base 225 to 2807 and encodes 860 amino acids. The record is from RefSeq and is a predicted model, not a curated record. The transcript is spliced from 7 exons.